Molecule: messenger RNA, 12610 nt
Organism: Chelonia mydas (Green sea turtle)
Lineage: Eukaryota; Metazoa; Chordata; Testudines; Cheloniidae
Gene: SLC25A22
Product: solute carrier family 25 member 22
Exons: 11
Coding region: 373-1341 (322 amino acids)
Biological process (GO): aspartate transmembrane transport; L-glutamate transmembrane transport; malate-aspartate shuttle
Molecular function (GO): L-glutamate transmembrane transporter activity; L-aspartate transmembrane transporter activity
Source: RefSeq, a predicted model, not a curated record
AAAGGGGGCAGAGGCGAGCUGCCGUGUGGGGCUGGGAAAGGAAUCGUGCAGACCUCCUGCUUUGCGCCAGUUAAAGGGAAAGCCAGCGAGAGGGAGGCUGCGGCUGCUUCCCCAUCCCAGGCAGAGGCGGAGCAGCGGCUCGCGGGGAGCCCGCUCCAUUUGCAGUGGCUGUUGCAGUUUCAGGGGAACUGCACCUCUACCCCUCCACCUCGAGGUCCACUCCAGAAGUGCCUCGUCCGAUCUCCAGUCAUCACCUGUCUCUGGGAGAACCACUCGCCAGGACAGAGAGGCAGUGACUGAGGGGAGGAAAAAAAAGAAAAGGGACAUUCAGGAGGAGCGAAUCGAUUUUGAACAGGAUCACGUCUGAAUUAAAUGGCUGAUAAACAGAUCAGUUUGCCUGCCAAGCUGAUCAAUGGAGGGAUAGCUGGGCUGAUUGGAGUCACUUGUGUAUUUCCCAUUGACUUGGCGAAAACUCGCCUGCAGAACCAGCAAAAUGGCCAGCGGAUGUACACCAGCAUGUCUGACUGCCUCAUUAAGACAAUCCGGUCGGAAGGUUACUUCGGCAUGUACAGAGGGGCUGCGGUGAACCUGACUCUAGUGACACCAGAAAAGGCCAUCAAGCUAGCGGCCAAUGACUUCUUCCGGUAUCAUCUCUCCAAAGAUGGGAAGAAGCUGACGCUGCUGAGGGAGAUGCUGGCUGGCUGCGGGGCAGGCACCUGCCAGGUGAUUGUCACCACUCCCAUGGAGAUGCUCAAAAUCCAGCUGCAGGAUGCAGGCCGAAUUGCGGCCCAGAAGAAGCUAAUGGCAGCACAAGCCCAGCUCUCCACCACCACCAGCGCUGGGGCAGCAGAGUCGGUAGUGGAGACACGGACCACGGCGACGCAAAUCACCAGGGAACUACUUCGGAGCAAAGGCAUCAUGGGGCUUUACAAGGGCCUUGGGGCCACGCUGCUAAGAGACGUCCCGUUUUCCAUUGUUUACUUCCCGUUGUUUGCGAACCUGAACAAGCUGGGCCAGAAGAGCCCUGACGUCAAGGCCCCAUUCUACGUGUCCUUCCUAUCCGGGUGCCUGGCGGGCAGCACGGCAGCAGUGGCUGUCAAUCCGUGUGAUGUAAUCAAGACAAGGCUGCAGUCCUUGAAAAGGGGCGUGAAUGAGGACACAUACUCAGGAAUCCUAGACUGCACCAGGAAAAUCUGGCAGAAGGAAGGGCCCCUGGCCUUCCUGAAGGGGGCGUACUGCAGAGCCUUGGUCAUCGCCCCGCUCUUCGGCAUCGCGCAAGUCGUCUAUUUCAUAGGCAUCGCGGAGUUCUUCCUCGACAUGCUUCCGAAGCGCCGGGAUUAACCUUUGCACGCACUCGCUGCUGGUCAGAAUUCAUCCAGCGUUGGUUGUCGUCGUCAAUGGUGUCAGAGCAACAGCACAAAGGGUUAAAGCAGCAACCUUGAGGGUGAAGGUCGUCUCCAAACAAUAAGUCCCUUCCACCUCUCGAUACGUCCCCAUCUCAUCCGGCCCUCCAGGACAAUACUUAAUUAUGCAUAUCUAUUAUUUUUAAUUGUCAUUCUUAAAGACACUGGUUAGCACAGACUGGGCUCACAGACCCCUGACCUUCUCCCAGCAAUGGGAGGGGAAGAAACUGCCCACAGCCUCUGAAUUACCAGGUAGUCAAGAAAGGCGCAAAAGAACCAAACUCUCUGUUCUCCCAGUCCCUCUUCUGGUGUGCCAAGCUUCUGGGAAGACAAGGCCCCAGCACACCUUCUAAAGGGGGACCAUAUUGUCAAUAGAGGAGGCAGGUAGAUGCCAGAAUCAAAAAGUUUCUUUGUAAGGACUUGUCCUGAAACCCCCCUAAAAUCAGCUGGACAUGGAUGAACUUCUUGGAGAUCAGAGGAGGAGAAAGGGUUUAUUUUUUUUUAAUGAAAGGGACUUCCUUGCUAAAUAGGGGCUGUGGGGCCUGUGUGGGGGGAGAUGUACACUGCACGUACUUGCAACGUGUCUGCUCUGUAAGAGUAUGUCCGUGGGAUCAUGUGUGAAUGAUUUCAGGUGCAUCUGUGUUUAGCUACGAGCUACAGGCGGGAGAGUGGAGAAUUUAAUGACAUGGGAUCAACUUUUUAUUUAUGCAGGAAAAACAAAUCCAAUUACAUUCCUUAAAUCAGCCCAGCUCUGAUGUGUCAAGCAGUUGCUCUACCCAGAGUACUGGUUGUGUGUGUCUUUUGACCCGUCUCUAAGAUGUGUUUCUCUCCUUUCCUGUGGGUGUUUGCACUCGCAAAGGGUCACUUAAAAAGAGGUCUCAGAGUCAGGCUUUUUGGUUAAAGAUCAGGAUAGGCCACAUCCUCAGCUGGUGUAAAUGGUUGUAGAUCCUUUGAAGUCCGUGAGCUCUGUUGAAAUCAGUGGGACUAUGAUAGUUUAUACCAACUGAGUAUCUGGCUCAAUUUACUUGGGGAUUGGGUUGCCAACUUCUUUAUCCAGACCAAAACUGGGAUGUGGAAAAGAAAUGAGGCCAGGGCAUCUGUUUUAUUUCCACAGGGACCUAAUUCCAUACGACUUACCUCUCAAAGGCCAGGUGUGGUUUUGCUAUGAUGUUUUCUCUGAAGGACAUACAGAGAGGCAGUAUGACUCCAAUCGGAUCCACGCCAGCAUAUGUGCGUCCAGUUGUGGGAUUGAGGACGAUAGCCAGUCUUCCUGCUCACUUUGGGGAGGUGGUCAUUGACUGGAUAACAGGAUGGCAACCCUAGACACGUACGAAUUCAGUUAAAGGGACACUCAUGUUUUUAAAAAAUCCAAACCUUUUCUUUAUCUGUCUUCACAAUCUCACUUUGAAUUGUCACAAGAGAGAGAACUGAAAAUCUGGUGUGCUUUAUUAUUGCACGUCAUUCCAUUUCAACAUGUACACUAAACUGGUCAGUUUCACUUUUUGUUUAUAGUCAGGUUCACUUUCUGCUUCCCCAUCACUAGCAUCAUGGUGAUGUUUGUUUCCGACACAACAGAUGAAGAAUAUCUUUAAAAAAACAGUUUCCACUUGAAAUCUGUGUAUUUCAACCCUCUUUAUUUAGGUUUUGUAAAACUUUUUCUUUGUAAAACCUAAAUUGGAGGCCAGUUGUCCUGAUCAAGCACCUUUAACGUAGAGGAGGUUGUUACACAGCUAAGUUCUCACUUUUGCCUAUGUGAAACAUAAAAAAUGACUUUAUCCUACACAGAUGGGACUCUGCAUAGAUGAUCUCUCGAUUCAUAACAAUCUUUUGUGAUCAGUACUAUGAUGCUUGUGUCACUCUGGAUUUUUCUGAGUUGCCCUUAAAGAAAAGUUUGGGGUUUUUUUUUCCGUAGGGUGACUCUUCUGCUUUAUGAUGUAUUAUGAAGGCCUGAAAGGUGUUCAGCUUUUUUAAGGAUUUUUUUGUUUGUUUUCUGCUUGGCUUUCGCAUGCGUGGUUCAGAUCCUCACCUAGGCUGGAAGAGUGAUGGUCGGAGAGCUAAUGAAAUGGUGAUGCCCCACGAGAGUGAAAGUUGAACAGUUGAUAGGGAAAGGAUUUCUAGUCACUACGUCAAACGUUUUUCUUUGUGUUAACACCUAUUUAAUGUUAACGACUAACUUACAUUUUGGAGGAAGGAAGGUUUUGUUUAACCCCAUCCGUUAUGGUACGAGAGCUCAGACUAAACAUCCCACGAGCCUCCCAGGCGUCAUCCAGCAAGACCCGGGAAACCCAAGAGCUGACAUGCCUGAUAUUUAAAAGGGAAAGAGCAAGUGACCACCUUCUCCUCUUUAGAAACAGGCCUUCUCUAUACCUCAUAAAGAAUCCAGAAGGAACACUAGCCUGAUUUUUGAACAGUCCUUUGCAGCUUACUUUGGUCUUUGCAUUUCUUGGCAAAAUUUUAAUGUUCAAAUGGUAAACGCCCCUACUCCCUCCCAGCCAAUAUAUUAUUGUGUAUGAGACUUACAAUUUGGGGAUAAAAAUACAUUGCCAGUAAGUGUGUCAGAAUGAAAUGAAGAGUUCAGUGGCAAAUACAGGUUUGAAGCAGCCUCUCCCCCUAAAAUAUGCUGCUCUUACUAUGGAUAUCUGUGCUCCCAGCUGUCUGCUUUGGUCCUAUUUGGUUUCACACUGUGAUGUGGACCAGCAAUGUUGUUGCCAUGGUUAUUGGGCACAGAAAAGGGCCUGGAAAAUGCUGCUUUAUGGCCUCAGACAAAGAUCCAUAGAAAAUAUCCCUCCCUUUCUCCCAUUUCCCCCCAGCUUUUAUUUUUAAAUUUCAGCAGAAAGAUUGCACACAGUGAGCCCUGUGCGGUGUGUCAGCGCGGGGCCUUUGUGAGCUGAAGUUCUUGGUGCUGACGAACUCACGCUGCUCCAGCCCAGUGAAGAGUCCUCUUUAGUGCCAAGAGACUUAAGGACUGACCUGUAAAAUUCUGAAGUCAGGAGCAAUUGCAUCUGCCUGAGAUCUGGAAUUUCAAAGGGGGGGGCUCUGGCGUUGCUGCAGUAACCGACUCUAGCUGGUGGCCCUGCAACCCGUCAAGUCAGAAGCUCUUACAUUAGCAUUUAAUAACCCCUCUCCCCCUCCCUCCCUCCAGGGCUAAGCCCUGUCCCUUCCUGGCAGGGCUGCCUGGUGCCACCCACGAAAGCUGCAGGUGCCUCCUUUUGUUCUGAUCAUUCCAGCCAUGGAGGGGAGCCGUCAGCAUUCGUAUCGGCAGCUGUAGCCCAUUGAUUAAAGUGGAAUCAGCUGCACUGGUGUAGAUUGUGUGUAUGCUAGGGCUUGGCACCAGAGGUUAAUAUCCCCGUGUGGACAAGGCCUUAGUGCAGCUCUAGAGACCAAACUGUAGAUGUUUCCAUUUAACAGAAAUGUGUCUCCCUGUUAGUUCUGUACACCCUAUCCCACCCCCUUCACGCUGGGCAUUACCAACAGGGCCAGCACUUCCCUGCAGGUGGUGUUGCUAGGGCCAUUGGGGAACUGCAGUACUCAAUGACUAGCUAACACCCUAUGGUCACCUUGCCAAGUCCAAGUGCAGAACCCACCCCAGUUAAGGGCCUGAGCCUGGAUUAUUAGCAGGCAUGAGUGCAGCUCACAUCUCUGCAGAGCUUUUCCUAAAGGAGGAGAGCAGGAUCAGGGUAAAGAGAGUUCGAGGUGAGUCCUGUGUCUUGAUUCCAGUGGCAGAUUGAGUACCACCCUGUGACCCAGUGGUGGGGCAGCGAGCUUGCAGGCCCACAUCUCACGGGGUUUUCAGAACAUGCCCAAACCCUCUGGAAGCUGGGAACAUUGGGUUGAUACCCAAAUCCCCUUUUCACAGCUUCAUGAACCCAGCAAAGCAUGUGUCGGGCACCAUCAUUGUACCAGUGUGUGAGCGCUACAGCUUUCAGCAAUGUGUUCUGCCUUUUGGGGGUGGAGUGGCCUGGGGCAGGGCCUGAGACUGGUACAGGGGAGGGAAGACUCUUUAAAAUGUAUUUAAUGCUGUAUGUUAAAAGUGUGUCACUUUCCUGUUUCCCUGGAGAUUAUCUCCGGUCACUCCAGCAGUGGAGGCCUGGAAUGCAGAAAUGCUGUUGUGGUUUUUUUCUGCAUGGGAAAGAGAUCUAUUUCCCACAAUCCCUUGAUUUUAUUUCCUGAUGAUUCUGCCAGCGACUGCUGUUCUGUUUGGGAACUUGAUUUGAGAUUGCAACACUGGCUGGCUCAGGGGCUCAAACAGAAGCACACUACUGUGUUGAAGCUGAAUGCUCCUAAAAGGAUUACCUGUUGCAAGAGGGAGGUCAGUGUCUGUGAUAAUUAGACCUAAAAAUGGAUUCCCUGGAACAACCUCUUGAAGAUUCCAAGGGUGUUUUAAACCUCGGAUACUGGUGUUUCUGUAGAAUAUGCCUGUGCGUGUGCAUAAAAUGCCCAGCCUGUUGCUUUUGUAGGAUGUGCCUGCUGUUGUCCCUUUCUGAUAUGAUCUGCACCUGCAGGUUUGUGUGGGGUGCACCAUGAGUCCUCUUUAGUUUAGUUUUGUUUCUUUCCAUCUCAGAAACAGGAAGGCUAAAAUUUUCAGAAGUGGCCUCUGAUUUUGGCUGUGCCCAAUCUCAGGUGCUUUGGGCUUGAGGCUUUUGGAAGAGCUGAGCACCCCAAAUUCUAAUUGAAGUGAGUAGUGUUUGGUGCCUCUGGAAAUCUGGCUCAUGACAUCUCAAAGUAGGCACCUAAAAUCAGGCUACUUUUGGAAAUGUUGGUCCUAAGUUUAUAACUCAUAGACAUGGCUGGGAUCCUGACAGCCAAGACUUUGGCUUGGGACCCCAUCAACAAAAGCCAGUGUUUAGACUUAGCAAUUUUGAGUAUUUCCCUUGUAGAGGUCUGAGUAGCUAAGAGAUGGUGGAGAAAACACAGACACAGAAAUAAUUUAGUCUCUCAAAAUGCAGACUUACCCGGAGCUGUGAGGAGCAUCCUGCAGGCUAAGCUGACUGGUAAUUGCGAUGCUCCUAGGAGAUCUGACGCUGUCCUCGCCAUUUGGUGUUCCUGUAGUUAGCAGGAAAAGAGUCUCCAUGGUAGGGGAAGAUGAAAAGCAUGAUGUGUGGACCAGUUCUAGUGAUCAGCAAGAACUUAAGUUUUGAGGUGGUGCUUUGACAUGGAUUUCUGCUCCCUUUAACUGCUUUGUUGUGGCCCAUGAUCGAGGGCCAAAUAGCUUUUGGGAGCACCAGUUGCUGAUCACCUAGCUGUGUAUGCAUGCGGAGUCUCACGCCACACGAUACUCUGCUUUGGGUGCUUUGUUGGAACGGGGACCCAUGGAUGUCCCAGUGUCUGCCCGAAGCCUCGCAGUAGGGGCCACGGGGUUUGGCCCAUCAGGACACAAUUACAAAAUCCAAAGGCAAACGUAAGGGCAUUGGCUCCAAAAACCUCUAUGAGCCAAGAUCUGUAGUGUGGGUCUACUGCUCCUUCGUUCCACCACAGUGACCUUUUGUGGAGCAUGCAGCAUUAGGAGUCUGUCAGGCUGCCUUUGCCAUCCAGCUAUGCCUGUGGCUCAUCCCACAAGGCCUGUCUACACUGGAGAAAUUGUCUAACCAGUUCAGCUAGAAUUUUUUUUUUUUUUUUUUUUUUCUGAAAUAGCUGAGAACCAUUGCCUAGCUCUAGAUUGAAGCAGUUAAGGCAGCCUGACCCAGUUGGAAGGCCAAGUGGUCAAGGCUGUUGCUCUGAUUGGGUUUUAAAACCGAUUUAGCUGUGCCAACUUGAAACCACUUACCAAAUCUGCCCAAUGUAGACAGGCCCUUAAUGCCAGGCUGUGUAAGAUCCUUGCAGUUCAGUGAAUCAUUGAAGGCCAGAAUCCCACGUCAAGUGGAAAAACAAAGCAGAGGUCACAGCAUUACAGUGGCUGAAUGCUUCAGUUUCCAUCAACUGUGGCCACUGCAACAGUUGUUGUAGCUUCCUUCUAUCCAGUUCAUCUGCAUCAUGUGCCCUGAGCAAAGGCAUCUUGACCACAGAUUACAGCCUCCUUUGUCAAUCGACUUUUUAGACUAGACGAUAGAAUCAGGUGAGGUUGUUUGUAACUGACCCUAAGGGAAGGGAGUGAGUGUGGUGUAGUGGUUAGAUCACACGAAUGGGAGAUGGGAAUUCUGGGAUCCACCUGGCUCUGCUGCUAACUCAGUGCCUCAGUGAGAUGGGGAAAAUCCUACUCGCAGAAAUGGCGAGGCUUAAUCCAUUUGCAUUCGUCUCUUGAGAUCAUCAGCCGGAAGGUACUACAGAAUGCAGCUUAUGGGUAUUAUAAGAAGGGUGGACUGUUCUUCAGAUAUGGAAUGGACAGCGCCUUCGGGCCCAAUUAAAUAAUAUGGAUUAAUGUGUCUUGGGGAAACCUGACCGGAUGCAAGAAUGGUAAUGUGAUAGCCAGAAUGGAGCCAUGCUAAUUUACAUCAGCUGAGGAUCUGGCCUUUACUUUGCAAUUAACAUGCACAAGGCAGAAAUAAUAUUUUAAAAAGAAAUCUGCAAAAUGUAACCACUGCUCCUUCUGGAUGUACGGGUUGUUUGCAAUAGGUUCUCUACGUCACCGUAAUGAGACCAGCUGGGAUGUUCCACUCUAGCCUGAUGUUCAGUUGUCCUUAGUCUCCUCCAUUCCUAACCAAUCAGAUGUACAGUGUGUGAAAUCUCUUGCAUUCCUGCAACAUUCAGGGAGAGCAGAGCAAACUGUUGCCCAGCCUGCAAAUAGUGCUGAUGCUUUUGGGAACCUAAGGCUGUCUAUGGGCUUCUGUAGGAUGUGCGUGCUGUUGUCCCCAAUGGACUUUGUGAGGCGUGUGACACGUUAAACUUGUGUUUUGUUGUUGUGCACUCACCAAACAGGGAGCCGUUGGCUUGAUUGGUUUUUACAGCAGCCCCAUGAGUGCAGGUUAAUAACAAACUGAGGCCAUCGUACAUGGCAUGUGAGCAGGAACUGGAAGAGGCACAGAGAAAGUUGGAGAGGGGGGCAGUCAUGGGGCUUGAGUCUGGCGGUGGUAGAAAAGGGUUUUUUUGGAGAGUAGGGGAUGGGGAGUGGCUACAGAAGGGUUCUGAUGAUCAGUGGCACUUGGUACCUGCCAUUCCCAUUAACUCCGCCCAAGGUUGAAGGUUCAGCACUAGAGCUGGUUAGAAUGGGCUUUUUGCCCAUGGAAAAUUUAGACCUUUUUAGUGGAAAAACCAAAAUAUUUUGGUUUGUAAAUGUUGCCAUGGUGCCUCAUGGGAGUCCUAGUUUGAGUGCCUGGUGCUCCCAUUGUCCUGUAGAGACUGGGCGUCUUGGUCACACGGCAUCUCCCAAGAUGCAUAGUAGUCUCUCCUCAAGGUGAGGAGAUUUGGGUGCAUCAUAGGAGCCCUGGGCCAGGGUACAUCAUGGGAGAUGUAGUAUGGCUGAAGAGCCAGGCUCACCGGGGAGAAGGGGAACAUGAGGAAAUCAAACUGCAGCUCCAUGAGGCACCAUGGCCGCAUACCCGAACUGAAAUGUUUUCUUCUUUGGAUGAAAUAGUUAGAUUGGAGGGCAUUUAUUUUAUUUUUUACAAAAUGAUUAAAUUUUCCAUGGACACUUAGUGAAAAACUUUGUUUUUGUGGUUUGGGUGGGUUGUGUUGUGUGUGUUUUUUCCAUCAAAAAAAAAAAAAAACUUUUGACCAGCCCUAUUCAGCCUCUCUGAAAAUGAGGCCCAUAGAAGCUGGGGGAGUCCAUGAAAGCUUCUGAUGGAAAGAGGGGAGUAGUGAAUACAAGGGCCCUGGGAGAGAGAAGUAAAGUGGGGGGAUUGUGUGGAAGGGACCUGAUGGGGGUUGGCAGAGAGAAUGAGGAGGGAGUAUGUAACGUGGCACAGGGGAGCGGAAACAAGAGGGGAUCUGCAGAAGAGACUCGGCACAGGGAGGAGGAGGACUGGCUAUACUUCAGGUACCAGACAUGCGGGUGGAGGUGUAUAGAAGGGACUAAAAAGACCUGACUGUGAAGAAGCCUUUGCUAUAGCACCCCAGGGUUUGAUCCUGCCAACACUGGGGAGUGGCAAAGCUUGUGUUGACCGGUCCAGGCUUGAGGGUCAGAUGCCCUGUGUUCUUUCCUGCUCCUGGAUGUUUUGCCUUUGGUUUCUGUAGGUGCAGGAGCAGGCCCUUUAUCUUCCAUCAGACAGUACAGUACCCAGUUACUAUACUGACACGAGCUCUGCAGACAAACAGGAACGGAGUGGAGGCCCAAUGCUGUUUCAGUGAGCACAACUUCCACAUGAGGGGGACACCUCUAGGAAGCUCUGCUUUGGUGCUGAUUGAUCCUAGGGACCGGAGCCUGACAGGAAGCAACAAGGGCAGGUACAAAGGCUUUCACCAAAUGGACCCCUCAAAGGAUAAUCUGUCUUCCCCUUGCACGUGUGUGGGGGAAGCAGGCUGGCACAAGAGAAGGGAAUGUUUUCCUGUACAACUUUAGCAUGGGGUGAGCUAUGCUAUCAAUGUAGGUUUGUGUGCAGCGAAAGACCUUUUUCCUCGAGUUACUCUUACGCCAUAAUCUACUAUGAAUAUUUCGGGGCUCACUGAUAGGUGGUCUCGCCCACGAGCGAGAGGGUCUGGAUUUCUAUUCAGUGUAUUGCUAUCUUACGUGGACGGUAUAAUCUGUGCUACAAUUGACUGUUACCUACGCUCAUCCCUGACUGAGCUUGGAAUCCACCACAUCACAGAAAGGAGCUGUGGGGUGUGGGUGGGUGUGUGCGUGUGUGUGUGUGUUUGGAUUUACUUUUCUCCUUCCUACAGCUUGAUUCUCCCUGACUCAUACUUUGGUGUGGAAGGGGGCCCGCCAUUCUCCCAUUUUCAUGGCUUUUGGGGACCAUGUUGAGCCUCAGGAGAAGGUGACUGACGUGAUACUUGGAAUGAUACCCUGGGCUCCGUGAGCUUUCCACCCUGCAGGCUUGGCCUCCACUAAGGUGACAGUAAAAAAUGAGCUCCAAAGCUGCCUUUGAGGAACGCUGUGGGUAAACAAGGGACUCCAUCCUCCAGAGCUGUCAACCCAGCACCUGGCCCCAGAAGAAUUUACUAAGCCAGGCACAAAAUGCGUUCUGGUUCAGAGUAGAAUUGAUUUCUCUCAGGAACGGGAGCAGACUCCCGUUUCCAUGGAAACAGGACUUCACUCCCUCCUACCCUACUGUAUGUGCCAUGCACUAAGCUCGUUGAGGCAAGCCCAUUUGUUUCCUAAGAAUCAGGGACUGCAACAAAAUGUCCUGUACCUUGGGUCUGCAGUUGUGCCUGAGGGACGGCAGAAGUGCUGCUGCCCUUGGUAUCUGGAGCAAAUAUUUUGAAUGAGGGUGUGCGAAGCAGGCCGGGAUACUUGGAGUCCUCUCCCCCCACACCCAUGUGCUCCAUUCUCUGACAGGCUGUCCAGGAGUCUGUAUGCUUCUGAUCUGGAGCACAAGGCCUCUGGAGAGAGACUGCUUCCUCUGGACAGUUCAGUUUGUUUAGAGUCAGCCUGUGGCUGCUCUAGAGUUGCAAUUCUGGAAGGGAAGCAGGGAGUCCUGAGACUAUCAUUUAAAGGCGCAACUGUAUCACAGCCUUUUCUGGAGACUAAUAUCAGUGGGUCUCUAAUUUCUUCAGAGAAGAAAUUUGUUCCCACACAAAUCUGGCCCUGUCACACUCUUCAUUCCUGGAUCCUACAAACACUGGAAAAUGCCCAUUGAUGAAGGUACAAUUAAAGAAAACCACUGUCACACAAAGCCAGUGGUUUGUGUGUCCCCGUUUGUGUGUGGUCACCUUCCCUGAAAAGUGCUAGACAUCCCACCGUUGCUUUGGACAGUUUGGGAGGCAAGGGGUGGUCUGAGCAUUGGCCCAAGAACCAGGAAUUUAACAACUGUAAUCUCAGCUCUGACACUUCCCUCCCUUGGUGAUCUUGGUCAGGUCACUUAAACUUGCUGCCUCCCCUUUUCCAUUGGUAAAAUAGAUCAUUUCUCCUACCUCACAGGAUGUUGAGACUGAAUUAGCUUCUGUUUAGAAAGUACUGCCUACAAGCGCUAAGUGUUGCUGUUCCUAGACUAGACUGAGAAGAGGCAGGCUUGGGAUUUACUAUAGUGGAGGGAUCUGUAAAAAGCUGGAAAAACAUGACUGUUCUUGACAAAAACUAGACACCCAGCAAAUCAGGAAUAGGCCGGAUGGUCACUUGGGUGCAGGGCACAAAUUGGGAGGCCUCAUCCAAAGCCUGCUGCAGUCCCUGGAGAGACUCCCACCGACGACAAUGGGCUUUGGAUCAAACCCAUGAGGGAGAAAGGAAGGGAUAUUUUCCUUGCUGAAAUAAAGUAAUGACAUGAGCAAAUCCAAGGAGAGGAUGUGCCAGACAAGUGUGCCUUUGGUUAGACACUUUUCCUUUGGCCCUGCUUGUGCCUGGAAGGUUCUCCUAUCCCUUGCAGUGAUCCAAGCACAUGGCACAUAUCCACUUCAUGCACAUUAGAUGCAUCCAAUGAACGGGAGGUGUAGGUAUGUGCAAGGGCAGAAUUGGCCGGCUGCGUGCGGGUACAACCUGCAUACAAGUUUUGUGCAUGUGUCAGGGUUUGCACAGCUCUGCACUGUAUUUACUCUGUGUGUGUGUGUGUGUGUGUGUGUGUGUUUGAUGUCUUCUCUUUUUGUUCUAUGAUAUUUCUCCCCCCACCCCCUGCCCCUUGGAAGGGAAAGCUGAACACGUGAUCCUUCCAAAGCCCACUGAAGUCCAUGAGAGUCCUUCCAUUGUCUUGACUGGGCAUUGGACAGCACCAAGGGGACUAGCAGCAUAAAAUCCCCCUUCUGUUUGCAUCACCCGUCUUUCCUCCCCAAAUGUGGCCCUCUAUGUGAUGUCCCAGUUCUUGCAGUGAUGAAGUGAAUGAUCCCUGCUGUACAGUGCACUGUUGGUGUCUGUGGUUUGGUGUCCGAGGUUCUAUCUGCUGCUCCUGAGGCAUUAAGGGAGCCAAGCUAUGAAAUCAGGCUUCUUUGUCGUUACCCAAUUUGCUAAUAUUUGCUGUUCUAUGCUAGGUACUUGUCAAGUCUUGGCAUUCCCAAUGCUGGCAUGAUUCCGUGCUGUUCUGAGUGCGCCCUGGGACCUUCUACUAAUGAAACGCUUAUCUUCUCAUUUCCAGUUCUCUUUAUUUUCUUGAUGUAGUUCUUGAGCAGUAGCUAAUCAGAACAUGGAAAAGACCAAUAGAUCCCCGUGUAACCGAUCCCAUUCAGCAACACUAAUCACGGUUAACAGUGUU